This is a messenger RNA of Cyclopterus lumpus (lumpfish), 2443 nucleotides long. It is a transcript of the gene proser3, whose product is annotated as proline and serine rich 3. The record is from RefSeq and is a predicted model, not a curated record. Lineage: Eukaryota; Metazoa; Chordata; Actinopteri; Perciformes; Cyclopteridae.
AAUCGCUUCCUAUUGGCUACAAACCUUGUGGUAAAUAACGAACGACGUAAACAGGGACUCUUUCUUCUGGUUUCAUCGAUCACGUUAUACUUGUCAAAAAAUAGCUUUUGCACUUUUGUUUUUUCAGUUACAACGUCGGACUAAUUGGAUUAAUAGCUAUUCUAUUUGCCCCUGACCCAUCUUAAUGUGCUAUUUUAUGCACAAUGUGUGUCCUACUGGCGUUUGACUCCAUGGUAACUUUCUUUUGUGGACAUGCCAAGUCAACCCUGAAGACCGAGACCUUAGUUGGUGCCAGGCAUAAAUCAGACAUGCAGUGAAGCGCAUCCCGUUUUUGGUGCUAUUAGGAAUAACCUGUGAUGUUCUAAAGCUGUAAUGAAAUCCAGAGGGGCUAAGGGAUACUACCAACCAUCCUGUAGCCGGUCCCUAGCAAAGAAAAAGAACAAAACAACUUCAAGUCCUGUACGUUCAAACCCGAGGUCCAGUUCACAAUUACACACUCUGUGCCCAGAGACCCCAGUUUUUGCAGAGUCUUGGCCCUCCACCGAGUGUGGAUCUUGUCUUUCCAGCACUACAACCUCAUCUGACAUGGAGACACCCAAAGCCAGGUCUGCGAGAGCAGGACAAUCCACAGAUUCCUUAGAGGUCGGAGUUCAGCAAGAUUCAGUGCUGGCAAAGUACAUAGAUCGCUUCCGCCAUGGUCGACCGCAGAGUCGUGAGGAGCGCCAGCAGAGCCCUUCCGCCGAUGAAGAGAAGCAGCAUCCUUUUUGGUGGAUGUCACCCUCAUCUUUAGCCUGCAGUUCAACGCCCACUAAAACAACAGACAAAGAUGGUAUUCAGCCUCUGAAAGAUGACUAUGGACUUGCCAUUUUCAGUCCAGCUGGGCAGCAUCGACAUAACAGAUUCCCUUCGCCGUGCAGAGGAUCCCUUAGUGUCAGUGCAUCUAUGUUGUCAGACAUCUCUCAAGGUGAAUUUGAUGACACAGAAAUACAACACCUUCAACAAAAGGCUGGCAGACUUCUGCUGAGAGGGGAAUGCACUCUGAGUGAUGGAUCUAUCCCCGUCAGCUCAGAGGGCCUUGAAUGCUCAGAUUUCUCUUCUCCAGUCAGCGUAUAUGAGCCAGUCCGAAGACCUUUGAUUCCCACAAAGGCCAGCUCAGAAUCCUCUGUCAUUCCUCCUCUGGCGCCCCCCACACGUCGGGAAGAGGACAUCUUGUUCCAGUGGCGUUUAAGGAGAAAGAUCGAGCAGGCCAGGGAGGGGUCUCAGUCCCUCCAACACUCCAGUCUUCAUGGUCCCACAUUUAACUGGCAGGCCCCCAGUUUAAGCCAUCCCUCAGACAGUGGACAGGCAUACAAGCAACACCAGAGUGCUCGGCCUCCUGAAUUCUCACAACAAUCUACACCCCCCCACAUCACUGCACCCCAGCCACAAACCAAAGAAGCCCACAGAUCAUGUCCCCAAGCUUCAGAUCCAUCGCCCUUCCCUACCUUUGUUGUCUCUGGCUCUUCAGUCUCUCAACCCCAAGCUAUUGCUCAUGUGCCUGCCCACAUGCAUUUACUCUGUGAUGUCUUGCCAUGUCCCAUCCAGUCAUCUGGCACUGGCACGCAUCAACACCUUUCAGAAAGAACAGAUGAGUCUCAGACCAAAGUUGUCUGUAAAAAGACCCGAGUGCCCGGAAACUCGAUGAAUGCUUUCACUGAUGAACGUAGUCGUGAGCAUAUGCCAUCCCCACCACCUGCUUCAUCUGGAGCCACAGAAAGAGCGGAACUUAUUCACCACAAAAGGUCUGAGAGGAACAAGAAAGAGAAAGCCCCGACAAGAGAGUCAGGGAAGAAUGAGACCAAGACAGCGAUGUCCUUCAGAAAGCAGAAGAAAUCCACAAGAUAUACUGUGGAUGGGGAACAUGUUGAUGGACCUGGUCCGACAAACGGGAGUUUUUCCCAUCAAAAAGUUCCCAAAAUAGUCCUGCCGUGGGCAGAGCGACAGCAACAGGAAGGAAGCCAGAAGUUUUCCAGUGAGAGCUCUGCUGGCGAUCAUGCACCACCCCCUUCUCCAAUCCGCAGUGCCUUAGGACAGGUAGUAUCAGAGGUAUUGUUUCCCACGGUGGAUCCAUCUCUUGCACGAAGGACCCCGGUCUCGUCGGUUUCUCCUCCUUGCACUGCCUCUGCACCGCCACACUCCUCGGUUUCUCCAUGCAAUGCACAGAACUCUAUGGAGGUCAUUUCCCGGCUGCUGCAAGAAGCUGAAGAUUCAGAUGAAAAAGAGUUUGAAGAUGACCCUUUAUUACUAGUCCUUCGCAAGCAGAGGAAAUGGGUAAAGGAGCAGAUCAGUGAUGUGGACUCCAAGUUGAUUGAAUUCCUGGACGAGCAACACGUUACUUGACAAGAGGCACUUGUAGUCACUUUUUUAUUUUAUAAAGAAAUAAAGUUGAAUUUUUGAAGAAGUA